Molecule: messenger RNA, 1279 nt
Organism: Cuscuta campestris
Lineage: Eukaryota; Viridiplantae; Streptophyta; Magnoliopsida; Solanales; Convolvulaceae
Source: the annotation of a GenBank genome assembly
UCUCUAAGGGACAGAGCUCAAAGCUGGCUGGAUUCAUUUCCAGACAAUCACUUCACAACUUGGGACCAGCUUCACGGAGAAUUUCUCAAAAGAUUCUUCGCGCCUUCCAAAACAGCAAAAAUCAGGCGGAUGAUACAAAAUUUCAAGCAAAAUCCAAAUGAGCCCCUUUACGAGGCUUGGGAGAGAUUCAAAGAUCUUAAAAGGCAAUACCCACAUCACAAUAUCCAGUCCUGGCAAUUAAUGACGGCUUUCUAUGAAGGCCUAAAUGAAAACUCACGGAUAUUGUUGGAUGCCUCGGCGGGCGGAUCAUUCAUGAGCCUUGAACUUGACGAAGCUGAAGAACUCAUUGAGCGGAUCUCAACAAACGGAUCCACUUGGUACUCUGACCGUCCAUCCGCUCAACCAAAAAUUGGAGGCAUGUACGAAGUUGAUCAAAUGUCGGCCAUGGCUGCUAAGGUCGAUAGCAUGAUGAGCAUGAUCCAAAAGAUUGCUCAAGUCUCUGCUGUGCAAAACACUACGCCAGCACCGCCUCCUGUUCCUGUUCUCAUGUGUGUAUCCUGUGGUGGACAACAUGAUCAAUCCACAUGUCCAUGGGAUGCAAUGGAGCAAGUUGAUUAUGACAACUACAACCGGCCGCAGCAACAACAAAAUCAAUUUGGCGGAUUUAAUUCUCAAAAUAGAAAUCAUCCUGGUUUCUCUUGGAGAAAUCCCAGUGGAGCUGCCAAUCCACAAGCUUAUCGGAGUUCAUCACCCGGCUUUCAAAAUCAACAGCAACAACAAUUUAGAGGUGGCCAAGGUUUUUCUAACAAUCAACAGUUUAAGCAAAACCAAAGCUUCCCCUAUGUUCCAAAUCAACAAAAGCCGAUCCUGUCAACUCCUGAAACACCAUCGGCUCCCGGCUUGGAUAACAUUGUUGAUCAGCUACUCAAAUCUCAACUAGCCCAAGCCGAAACCUUAAAGAAGAUUUCUGAAGAGCUUACUCAACUUCGAGCUCACAAUAGGAUGCUUGAAAAUCAAAUCUCUAGUCAAGCAUCAACAUCCUCAACAAAGGUGACUGGAAAAAGUCCAGCUUGUCCUGAGAAUCCAAGAGAAAAAAUGAAUGCUAUCACUACUCGGAGUGGGAAACAACUUCAAUCUCCAUCUCUUCCGAGUAGUGAGCCCGAUGAAGAAAUAAGGGAGGAUGCCAAGGAAGAAGCUCAGAACAAAGUCAAAGAAGAUGCUGCUGAAAUGCUGCUGGAGUCAAUUCAGAUCAAAGAAGGAAAGAAGAAAGAAGAUGAGG